This is a messenger RNA of Parastagonospora nodorum SN15, 543 nucleotides long. RefSeq lists its product as hypothetical. The transcript has 3 exons. The coding region runs from base 1 to 543 and encodes 180 amino acids. Lineage: Eukaryota; Fungi; Ascomycota; Dothideomycetes; Pleosporales; Phaeosphaeriaceae. The record is from RefSeq and is a predicted model, not a curated record.
AUGGCCACGAGUAGCUGGAUGCGGGCGCGGGAGGUCGAUAUGGGAAGGGAAGGUGCGCCCGGGCAGGAUGAAGGCCGCGCAGUCUGGGAGGAGCCAACGUCAACCGCCGGGCUGGGGUCCGCUAACCAUGACAAUUCCCGCUAUGCCGGAACCACGCCUACGACCAACUUUGAUCGUUUCACAGCUCGCUCCGUGAACAUGUGCACAAUGCAGUAUCAUCGUGGAGAGCAGGUACUCAGCGCAGCACAUGACGACGCAUCCGCUGCGAAUGAUUCAGGGGUUUCACGGCACCCACCAAAACCGCCUCGAUGCGCGGCCCACCACAUGCAGGACCAAUAUCGCAGGGGCACCCACCCAUAUUGCUUCACGCGCAAAUACCAAGAAUCCAGCAUCGCUUCGCAGACAUUCCACAACCAUAGCCCACGCCUUGCGCGGGAUGCGUGUCGCGUGCACACGGAACACAGUCUGGCAUUCCUAGAUUCAGCUGUCUGCGAACGCGAUGCCGACACCCCUGCGGCCGAGUGGAUCCUACCCCAGCGCUAA